AUGGGGAGGAGACAGGCAGCGGAGGGGGAGGCUGAGCGAGUGGAGGCGAGGGCUGGGGAUUUGUCAGCGAGCAGGAGACGACAUGACUCCCCCAGCUGAUCCUUUCUCCCAGGGCUGUGUGUGUGUGUGUGCGUGCGUGCGUGCACUGUUCCACGCCAGUGGUCAUCCAACCCUUGCUCUGGCAAGCCCUCAGUUUCCUCCAUUCUGCACUCUCACACCAAUGUGACACAUUCACCUUCAGCCAGUGACCAGGCUUAUAUAAGAAAUGCUUUGUGAGGCAGUGAGAUAAGUACACCUGAGUGGUAUACUGUCUUCAGUAUUGUCUCCUUGCUGUCUGCUGUGGUAUUGUAUAUGAGAGGUCUUGAAGAAGUUGUCUUAUUAUUGUUGAUAGCUUCACAAUGAGGAUGUAAUCCAGUCAAUUGGAGCUUGCUGGCCAAGAAAUCAUGUAUGAAUAGAUAAGGCAAUGAAACGUGAUGUGUUUCGCAAUGAGCUCCUCUGUCGAUUAAUAAGUUAUGGGGUAUUUUUUAAAGAGCGGUCUAUUGAUUAUCUUACCAUACCUUCCAUCAAUUAAAGUAGGUUUUCAUAAUGGUAAGUACAGGGCAACAGUAACAGAACAGGGUGUGUUCAUUAGGGCCCAAACGAAAAUAAACAAACUGAAACAGGGAGGGACUACUUGAAUUCUUCCAAUAAAACAUUCUAAAGCAUUUUAUUUUGCGUGCCCUAAUGAACACAGCCCAAGUUAUGUUUUAUUUUGCCAUCUACUGCACCUCCAGGAACCAAACAGGUGGCAUUGAUAGGCCUACAGUCUGCAUGAGGUAUUGUCAUGCAUUGAAACGUCUCAUGCGAUCACACGGAACUCAUUACAGGCCUAAAUCCUGUUUGGAUGCACAUAUUGAAGUUAAGAGUGUAAGCAGAGGCUGGCCAGCAUGGGAUGGACAUCAUUAAACAGUGAUCAUUGUUUCUCAUUAGAUCCAUACGCAUUAGUCAGUAGAAUAAGCACUAUCAGGUCACCCCACCAACCUUCUGUUUUCCACAUGCAUGCGCCUCAACGAUAUGGAUAUAAUAAUAAUAAUAAUAAUAAUAAUAAUAAUAAUAAUAAUAAUAAUAUGCCAUUUAGCAGACGCUUUUAUCAAAAGCGACUUACAGUCAUGCGUGCAUACAUUUUUGUGUAUGGAUGGUCCCAGGGAUCGAACCCACUACCCUGGCGUUACAAGCGUCGUGCUCUACCAGCUGAGCUACAGAGGACCACAAUAUAUACUGUGCUGCAGGCGGGUGGUGAUCCUUUUUGAUCCUGCAUCUCUGCCUGUGGGUUUAAACUGGAUGCCUGGAUGCCACCAUAGUUGGCAGUGCCCACCCUGUCUUUCUUUGCCCCGACCCAGUCAAUCUGUUGGCACCAUGGAAGGUGCCACAGCACAUUAGAGUGCUGUGUAGCGACGGCAGCUCGUGGCUCCGUGCAUUAAAGCACGUUCACGGACCCCCGCUGGGCUUCUGACCCCUGUAGUCAUUAACAGCUUUUGACUCACAAUUAGCCAGACAAGUUUAUUAGCUGCCUGCAGGAGCUGGGAUAGUUUGGGAUGGUGCAGUUAGCGAGGGCGUAUCAACAAAAUGAGUGAGAGUGAUAGGGAGGCUGGUGUUAGCAUUAAAGUGAAGGGGAGGCCUAGAGUGGUAGGUCACAGGUGUGGAGGGUGGUUUUGGUACAGAGGAUGACGGUACCUUAUAUGUCUGUCUAUGUGUGGGUGGGCGUGCAGGUAUGUCCUUUGCUCUGUAUAGUAUCUAAGCCUGGCAAGCAGACGCGUGCAUAGAUAGGGCUCUACCUGUGCAGAGCACAUGCCCCUUUGCCCUUUUGGGUGGUGGUAUAAUUUCCCCCUAAAAAUGUUUUUGUAUAAAUGUUUUGUCAUUGUUGUUCUUGACUCAGUUCCUUUUGAACCCCCCAGGGAUGGAUCAAUGGAUGUUCAUACUCUUACUGGUACACCAAAAUCAAUAGGCUACAAAGCACAGUAAUAGCUCUGAAGGAUGCUUUUGAAACGCUUCUCUUAUCUGGCCUAGUCUGGUUGCCACCGUUUCUCCAGACCUUAGAGUUUACUUUAGCUGCAUUAUCUGGUGCAAGGCCUACCAUCCAUUUCCAUUCAUUUAGCCUGUAUUCCAAAUGGCUCCCUAUGGCCUAUGUAGUGCACUACUUUUGACCAGAGCCCUAUGUGCCGGAACAAAGGUAGUGCACUAAAUAAGGAAUAGGGUGCCAUUUGGGACGUAGCCUUAGCCAAGUAGGAUGACUGGAGGCGAGGAGACGUUGCUAGUGUCUUGGGAUGAGUCCCAAACACAACUCUAGUUGUUCGGAACCCACUGCCUACCGCAAUUUGUCGUAACGUUGUCAAGUUCAACCCCCCCCCCAUCCCAUCCGUUGGUUGCACCUGUUGAUCUGAACAGAGCCCGGUUGCGCCUUUUUCCCAGUCUGCCCUUUACGGAGAUUGCGCGUGCCCAGUAUCUAAAAAUGCAUAUGGCUUGAGAGAUGCGGACAUCGGUCGAGUGUGUGCAGCUAGCUACCUAGUUUAAAUAUCAACAGUACUGCCCCAGCAGCAUAACAUUUGAUUAACACUUGAUAACGCUUGAUUUAGCCUACAUCAUCAUCAAUAUUGGGUCUGGUUGGCUGAUACAUGCAGCAGAGAGAGGCAGAAAGACAGAGAGAGGCCCAGCUGUAUCAACUACCCUCCGAUCCAACUCCAUCCCUUCUUCAGUCGGGAGUUGCACAUGUGUGUCAGGGCAGCAGCAACACAGGUAGUCUACACUCUAGCUAACGACCAUACAAAAAUAUCUACACAAGCCACUAGCCAGCCAGCCAUAUAUCAUGAGUUACAGUGGGGAAAAAAAGUAUUUAGUCAGCCACCAAUUGUGCAAGUUCUCCCACUUAAAAAGAUGAGAGAGGCCUGUCAUUUUCAUCAUAGGUACACGUCAACUAUGACAGACAAAUCGAGAUUUUUUUUCUCCAGAAAAUCACAUUGUAUGAUUUUUAAUGAAUUUAUUUGAAAAUUAUGGUGGAAAAUAAGUAUUUGGUCACCUACAAACAAGCAAGAUUUCUGGCUCUCACAGACCUGUAACUUCUUCUUUAAGAGGCUCCUCUGUCCUCCACUCGUUACCUGUAUUAAUGGCACCUGUUUGAACUUGUUAUCAGUAUAAAAGACACCUGUCCACAACCUCAAACAGUCACACUCCAAACUCCACUAUGGCCAAGACCAAAGAGCUGUCAAAGGACAGCAGAAACAAAAUUGUAGACCUGCACCAGGCUGGGAAGACUGAAUCUGCAAUAGGUAAGCAGCUUGGUUUGAAGAAAUCAACUGUGGGAGCAAUUAUUAGGAAAUGGAAGACAUACAAGACCACUGAUAAUCUCCCUCGAUCUGGGGCUCCACGCAAGAUCUCACCCUGUGGGGUCAAAAUGAUCACAAGAACGGUGAGCAAAAAUCCCAGAACCACACGGGGGGACCUAGUGAAUGACCUGCAGAGAGCUGGGACCAAAGUAACAAAGCCUACCAUCAGUAACACACUACGCCUCCAGGGACUCAAAUCCUGCAGUGCCAGACGUGUCCCCCUGCUUAAGCCAGUACAUGUCCAGGCCCGUCUGAAGUUUGCUAGAGUGCAUUUGGAUGAUCCAGAAGAGGAUUGGGAGAAUGUCAUAUGGUCAGAUGAAACCAAAAUAGAAUUUUUUGGUAAAAACUCAACUCGUCGUGUUUGGAGGACAAAGAAUGCUGAGUUGCAUCCAAAGAACACAAUACCUACUGUGAAGAAUGGGGGUGGAAACAUCAUGCUUUGGGGCUGUUUUUCUGCAAAGGGACCAGGACGACUGAUCCGUGUAAAGGAAAGAAUGAAUGGGGCCAUGUAUCGUGAGAUUUUGAGUGAAAACCUCCUUCCAUCAGCAAGGGCAUUGAAGAUGAGCUGGGUCUUUCAGCAUGACAAUGAUCCCAAACACCGCCCGGGCAACGAAGGAGUGGCUUUGUAAGACGCAUUUCAAGGUCCUGGAGUGGCCUAGCCAGUCUCCAGAUCUCAACCCCAUAGAAAAUCUUUGGAGGGAGUUGAAAGUCUGUGUUGCCCAGCGACAGCCCCAAAACAUCACUGCUCUAGAGGAGAUCUGCAUGGAGGAAUGGGCCAAAAUACCAGCAACAGUGUGUGAAAAUCUUGUGAAGACUUACAGAAAACGUUUGACCUGUGUCAUUGCCAACAAAGGGUAUAUAACAAAGUAUUGAGAAACUUUUGUUAUUGACCAAAUACUUAUUUUCCACCAUCAUUUGCAAAUAAAUUCAUUAAAAAUCCUACAAUGUGAUUUUCUGGAUUUUUUUCCCUCAUUUUGUCUGUCAUAGUUGACGUGUACGUAUGAUGAAAAUUACAGGCCUCUCUCAUCUUUUUAAGUGGGAGAACUUGCACAAUUGGUGGCUGACUAAAUACUUUUUUCCCCCACUGUAUAUCCAAUUGCGAUCCAAUCUUGUCUCACCACUGCAACUCCCCAAUGUGUCCUCUGAAACAUGACCCACCAAGCUGCGCUGCUUCUUAACACCCGCUCGCUUAACCCGGAAGCCAGCUGCACCAAUGUGUUGGAGGAAACACUGUUCAACUGACGACUGAAGUCAGCUUCCAGGCGCCCGGCCCACCACAAGGAGUCGCUAGAGCGUGAUGAGCCAAGGAAAGCCCCUCGACCAAACCCUCCCCUAACCCGGACGAUGCUGGGCCAAUUGUGAGCCGCUCUUUGGGACUCCAGGUCACGGCCAGCUGUGACACAGCCUGGGAUCGAACCCCAGACUGUAGUGAUCCCUCAACACUGCAAUGCAGUGCCUUAGACCGCUGUGCCACUCGGGAGGCCAGAGUUAGACAAUUAUAAAUAUUAAAUUAUGAAGUUAUUAUUUGAUACGAGCAUUGAAGAUAAAUCACUAUCAGUAAUCUUUUUUCACAUUUUCUUACAUUACAGCCUUAUUCUAAAAUUGAUUUUAAAAAUAUUUCCUUAUGAAUCUACACACAAUACCCCAUAAUGACAAAGCAAAAAUAGGUUUUUAGAAUUUUUUACAAAUAUAUUAAAAAAUUAAAAACGGAAAUAUCACAUUUACAUAAGUAUUCAGACCCUUUACUCAGUACUUUGUUGAAGCACCUUUUGCAGCGAUUACAGCCUUGAGUCUUCUUGGGUAUGAUGUUACAAGCUUGGCACACCUGUAUUUGGGGAGUUUCUCCCAUUCUUCUCUGCAGAUCCUCUCUCAAGCUCUGUCAGGUUGGAUGGGGAGCGUCGCUGCACAGCUAUUUUCAUGUCUCUCCAGAGAUGUUAGAUCGGGUUAAAGUCUGGGCUCUGGCUGGGCCACUCAAGGACAUUCAGAGACUUGUCCUGAAGCCACUCCUGCGUUGUCUUGGCUGUGUGCUUAGGGUUGUGUCCUGUUGGAAGGUGAACCUUUGCCCCAGUCUGAGGUCUUGAGCGCUCUGGAGCAGGUUUUCAUCAAGGAUCUCUCUGUACUUUGCUCCAUUCAUCUUUCCCUUGAUCCUGACUAGUCUCCCAGUCCCUGCCGCUGAAAAACAUCCCCACAGCAUGAUGCUGCCACCACCAUGUUUCGCUGUAGGGAUGGUGCCAGGUUUCCUCCAGACGUGACGCUUGGCAUUUAGGCCAAAGAGUUCAAUCUUGGUUUCAUCAGACCAGAAAAUCUUGUUUCAGGGUCGGAGAGUCCUUUAGGUGCCUUUUGGCAAACUCCAAGCGGCUGUCAUGUGCUUUUUACUGAGGAGUGGCUUCCAUCUGGCCACUCUAUCAUAAAGGCCUGAUUGUUGAAGUGCUGCAGAGAUGAUUGUCCUUCUGGAAGGUUCUUCCAUCUCCACAGAGGAACUCUGGAGCUCUGUCAGAGUGACCAUCGGGUUCUUGGUCGCCUCGCUGACCAAGGCCCUUCUCCCCCAAUUGCUCAGUUUGGCUGGGUGGACAGCUCUAGGAAGAGUCUUGGUGGUUCCAAACUUCUUCCAUUUAAGAAUGACGGAGGCCAGUGUGUUCUUGGGGACCUUCAAUGCUGCAGAAAUGUGUUAGUACCCUUCUCCAGAACGGUGCCUCGACACAAUCCUGUCUCUAAGCUGUAUGGACAAUUCCUUCGACCUCAUGGCUUGGUUUUUGCUUUGACAUGCACUGUCAACUGUGGGACCUUAUAUACACAGGUGUGUGCCUUUCCAAAUCAUGUCCAAUCAAUUGAAUUUACCACAGGUGGACUCCAAUCAAGUUGUAGAAACAUCUCAAGGAUGAUCAAUGGAAACAAUUUUGAGUCUCAUAGCAAAGGGUCUGAAUACUUAUGUAAGGUAUUUCUUUUUUUAUUAUUUUUUAUUGGCAAACAUUUCUAAAAACCUGUUUUAGCUUAGUCAUUAUGGGGUACUGUGUGUAGAUUGGUGAGGGAAAAAUAUAAUUUAAUCAAUUUCAGAGUAAGGCUGUAACGUGACAAAAUGUGGAAAAAGUCAAGGGGUCUGCAUACUUUCCGAAUACACUGUAGGUGGUUGACAACACUCCUGCAUCUAUACGGUACUAUAUCACCCAUAUCAAUGACAGAUCCAUUAUCAUAUAUAUGAAUCUUGACCCUUCACCUCUGUCUUUCGCAGGUGUCCAUGAAUUGUGACUACGUGUUUGUGAACGGGAAGGAGACACGGGGCUCAAUGAACGCCCGGGUCAUCUUCAGCUACGAGCACCUCAGUGCCCCCCUGGAGCUGACCGUGUGGGUGCCCAAACUCCCCCUCCAAGUGGAACUGUCCGACAGCAACCUGAGCUUCAUCAAGGGCUGGAGGGUACCCAUUCUUCCUGACCGCAGGUAGGACUCGCCCACACACGAAACACAUCAAACACUGCUGUUUUGAUGUUUCUUUUACUGAAUUUGAGGUUACUGUAUCAUCUGUCAUGUAUCGUCUCAAUUGUGCACCCCAUGUUUUGAUUGUGUCAUAUGUUACAUGUUGUGGUGGCAGAAUUUGGGGUGAGCUGUUGUAACUUCUCAAGGUUUAUUCUCUGUUCUGUGAUGAACUGCAUUUCAUAGACUCCUGUUAUGUUUGCACCCUAACACAAGGCCAUAAUGUUCUGGGACUGUUGCUUGUUUAAAUAAACUGUUGUGUAACAAAUAGGAUUGUAUUAUCACCUUCUAUAUGAGAGACAUGCAACCAUCUCCCCUCCGAGUUCUUCCCUGACUGUGAUCAGUGACAGAUCUCCCCUGCAGCUGCUUGAUUAAAGAUGUAUUAUUACACUGUAAAAAGUCACUGCCUAGAUCUGUGGAUCAUGUUUUCCACAACAAUGUCGUUCUAGGGACGGGAUCGUAAGAAAACCUGCCUAAGCAAUGUUUAGGCCUCUUAGCACAAUUACUACCUGUGCACACAUGUUUUAUUAGAGUUUAAGCCAACCCAUGGUUUCAAGUAAUCAAACUUAUCCCUCUUAAAUAAUUGAACUAAACUAUGACGUUUGCUGAGAACAGGAUGUUAAGCCAAUUUUAGAUCAGACUGACAAUAAAUUCAUUGCAUGUUUUUAGGGCCGGUUUCGCUUACACAGAUUAAACCUAGUUUUGAAAAACCUAUUUCAAUAGAGAUUUUCAAUUGAGAAUGGUUCUUAAUCCUAGGCUUAAUCAGUGUCUGGGAAAUAGGCCCCUAGGGUUUCACAUUUUCUGAACCAUGAAUCACAAUUAACUAUUGUGUAUUCAUAUUUUGUAGGGAAUAUGAAAAAAACUUAACUACAGAAGGCUUUUUAUGGUUGAUUUUGUUAUUGAAUGGCAAGAGAAUUGUAUCACCAAAUGUCAUUACGCCAUUUUGGCAAAACAUUAAGCACUUACAGUUGAAGUCGGAAGUUUAGAUACACUAACGUUGGAGUCAUUAAAACUUGUUUCUCAACCACUCCACACAUUUCUUGUUAACAAACUAUAGUUUUGGCAAGUCGGUUAGGACAUAUACUUUGUGCAUGACACAAGUCAUUUUUCCAACAAUUGUUUACAGACAGAUUAUUUCACUUAUAAUUCACUGUAUCACAAUUCCAGUGGGUCAGAAGUUUACAUACACUAAGUUGACUGUGCCUUUAAACAGCUUGGAAAAUUCCAGAAAAUGAUGUCAUGUCUUUAGAAGCUUCUGAUAGGCUAAUUGACAUCAUUUGAGUCAAUUGGAGGUGUACCUGUGGAUGUAUUUCAAGUCCUACCUUCAAACUCAGUGCCUCUUUGCUUGACAUCAUGGGAAAAUCAAAAUAAAUCAGCGAAGACCUCAUAAUAAAAAUUGUAGACCUCCGCAAGUCUGGUUCAUCCUUGGGAGCAAUUUCCAAACGCCUGAAGGUACCACGUUCAUCUGUAGUACGCAAACAAUAGUACUCAAGUAUAAACACCAUGGGACCACGCAGCUGUCAUACGGCUCAGGAAGGAGACGCGUUCUGUCUCCUAGAGAUGAACAUACUUUGGUGCGUAAAGUGCAAAUCAAUCCCAGAACAAUAGCAAAGGCCCUUGUGAAGAUGCUGGAGGAAACAGGUACAAAAGUAUCUAUAUCCACAGUAAAACUAGUCCUAUAUCGACAUAAUCUGAAAGGCCGCUCAGCAAGGAAGAAGCCACUGCUCCAAAACCGCCAUAAAAAAGCCAGACUAAGGUUUGCAACUGCACAUGGGGACAAAGAUCGUACUUUUUGGAGAAAUGUCCUCUGGUCUGAUGAAACAAAAAUAGAACUGUUUGGCCAUAAUGACCAUUAUGUUUGGAGGAAAAAGGGGCUUGCAAGCCGAAGAACACCAUCCCAACCGUGAAGAACGGGGGUGGCAGCAUCAUGCUGUGGGGGUGCUUUGCUGCAGGAGGGACUGGUGCACUUCACAAAAUAGAUGGCAUCAUGAGGAAGGAAAAUUAUGUGGAUAUAUUGAAGCAACAUCUCAAGACAUCAGUCAGGAAGUUAAAGAUUGGUCGCAAAUGGGUCUUCCAAAUGGACAAUGACCCCAAGCAUACUUCCAAAGUUGUGGCAAAAAAUGGCUUAAGGACAACCAAGUGAAGGUAUUGGAGUGGCCUUCACAAAGCCCUAACCUCAAUCCUAUAGAAAAUGUGUGGGCAGAACUGAAAAAGCGUGUGCGAGCAAGGAGGCCUACAAACCUGACUCCGUUACCCCAGCUCUGUCAGGAGGAAUGGGCUAAAAUUCACCCAACUUAUUGUGGGAAGCUUGUGGAAGGCUACCCGAAACGUUUGACCCAAGUUAAACAAUUUAAAGGCAAUGCUACCAAAUACUAAUUGAGUGUAUGUAAACUUCUGACCCACUGGGAAUGUGAUGAAAGAAAUAAAAGCUGAAAUAAAUCAUUCUCUCUACUAUUAUUCUGAUAUUUCACAUUCUUAAAAUAAAGUGGUGAUCCUAACUGACUGAUUUUUUACUAGGAUUAAAUGUCAGGAAUUGUGAAAAAGUGAGUUUAAAUGUAUUUGGCUAAGGUGUAUGUAAACUUCCGACUUCAGCUGUACGUAGAUGUUUGCAAUGUGGUCAGAACAAGGACAAAAAAACUGCACUGUGUAUUAAACUUUUUUAGUGUGUUAUUUUUUACAAUAUUAAUUUUGCAGUAAUUGAAUGGUCUUUUAUUUAGUCCCCCCCCCCCCCCCCCCCCCUUUCUCUCUCUCUCUCGCUCUCUCUCUCGCUCUCUCUAAAACACAAUGCUGUUUAAGCCCUAAGUUUUAUCAAGGGCAGGUGUCUUGUACCGCAGUGUGUGUUCGCUACUUUGCCGCAUUGCUCACUGGCUGUGUUAUCCAGUAAUGGGUUCUAAAAGAGGAAAAAAAGGGGUAAACUCUCUCUGACCUGUGCGAGAGUCAUGAAACUCAAUGAAGAGAGUCACACUUUCUCUUGGGUUUACCCUAGUCUUAACUGAACGCUCGUCUACACUCUCGUCUCUCAACUGCCAUUGCGGCUUUGUUGUACAAGAUGAGAAACACAGGCGAACAGCACAUUUUAGCCUUAAAUGUCUAGCAUUAGCCAGCCAGGGGACGUGAUGCAUGUUCGAAUAUUUUCAGACCUUUUAGGGAACACGGGACGAGCCUGCUUGAUAUUCAGGCGGGCUCCUGGAAUCAAUGGAUGGUAUAUGCUUUGUUAGUCACUAACUGCUCACUGCCGCUCCUGCUUCUCAAGUUAUCCAAAAGGAAAAGUCAAAGCAAAGAUUAAUUAGCCUUGGAAACAGAAGAGGGCUUUUUAGCAUUUGGGGAAAGCCUGCAGCUUGUCAGACUGCUGAGGAAAGAACGGAAGACACACGUCCAAGUCGUUUUUGGAGGACUUUUGUGCCGGCUUGUAGUACUUUUCCCUCAGAAAGGGCACAUUGGAACAGACACUGUAACAAAUGUCCUCCAUAUGGAUUAGUGUUGGGCCUCUCAUCACAUCAAGUGCUAUGAUUUUAAUUAUAUAAUGAUAAGAAGCAAUGAAUAACAUAAUCUCCCGAAACAGGACGCAGGAUUUAACUACACGACAGCAUCUUCCACAAACAUAUUAAGUAAACAUUAUGCAUCAUUAAAGGUUAUGAUGAACUGCUGAAGCUGUUUAGUAAAUACUAAAGCAAAUACAUUUUUAUAUAUUUCCCCUUUGUUGUAAACUUUGACAAUGGUUACAGUUUUGAGAUGGAUAUUGACACUGGUAUUGACACUGGUAAUGGAAUUGAUACUGGCAACGAUAUUGACCAUGGUUACGGUAUUGAUACUAACAUCAUUGACCAUUUGUCACCCCCCUCUCUCUAUCAGGAGCGCCAGAGACAGUGACACGGAUGACGACGAGGAUGACCGGCGGGUGAGUCGGGGCUGCACCCUGCAGUACCAGCGCACCCUGGUCAAGGUGCUGACCCAGUUCCACACCACCUCCACCGAGGGCACCGACCAGGUCAUCACCAUGCUGGGGCCCGACUGGCAGGUGGAUGUGACCGACCUGGUGCAGGAUUCGCUGAAGGUGGUCGACCCCAGGAUAGCCGAGCUGGUGGACCACACUGUGCUGGUGGGCCUGGAGCUGGGGUCCACUGUACUGAAGGUAUAG
Messenger RNA from Coregonus sp. 'balchen', 10965 nucleotides. Lineage: Eukaryota; Metazoa; Chordata; Actinopteri; Salmoniformes; Salmonidae. The record is from the annotation of a GenBank genome assembly.